GGCCUGGCCGUCCGCUGCCUGCCAUGGAGGCCCUCUGCGACGUCUGGGCGAGGCGGCUGGACGCCUUCCACGCCGAGCACCUGCAGCCCGACCGGGAGUUCCUCGCAAAGGCGCGCCGCGCCGUCCACCUCAUCUGCGGCUUCCUCAGGGAGCGCUGCUUCCAGGAGGCGCCCGGGGGCCGCGCGAAGGUGCGGAAGGUCGUCGUGGGAGGGUCGCUGGGAAAAGGCACAACAAUGAAACAGGGUUCAGAUGUUGACCUGGUGCUGUUUCUGGACGUCCUCAGAAGUUACACAGAUCAGGAAAGGGAGCGGAAGAGGAUCAUUGAGCUGAUUGAAAGUAAGCUCACCGAAUGCCAGAAGGAGCUGAAUUUGGAAGUCUCCUUUGAGAAGUCCAAGUGGCCCAACCCUCGUGUGCUCCAGUUCAGAUUGCAUUCAAAUGAGUCAGAGGAUUACAUUGACGUUGACGUCCUGCCAGCGUUGGACACCCUAGGCUCCCAAGCCAGUGUCAGCGGAGGGGUCGAUGCCCAGUCCCGCCUCACGCUCCGUCACAUCGCCGGUAGAGUGGUGGUGAAAGGAGCCAAAGGCCGUCGCACCGAUGGCCGGGUGCCCAAGGAGGGGUGUGAGUGUCCUGUCGGCACCGUCCUGGCUUCUCCGGUUUCCCUGCAGUCCCAGCAGAAGAUGCAGGAGGGCCCCUUCCCCAGGCCUCCUCAGGAGCCAAGCUGCUGCCAGUAUGACCGCUCCAGGCCCAGCGCUCAGAUGUACGUUGAUCUGAUCAGCACCGGUCAGCAUGGCCAGUUCUCUCCCUGCUUCACCGAGCUGCAAAAGAACUUCGUCGUGGAUCGUCCAACCAAGCUGAAGAACCUCAUCCGCCUGGUGAAGUACUGGUACAAAGAGUUGCCAGAGCAGAAGUCGGUACCCCCAAAGUAUGCGCUUGAGCUACUGACCGUCUAUGCCUGGGAGCAAGGAAGUAGACAGGAUUGUUUCAGCAUGGCGGAGGGUUUCCGGACGGUCCUUUGGCUCAUUGAGAGACAUACGCAGAUCUGCAUAUAUUGGACAAACUACUAUGGCUUUGAGAAUGAGAUCAUCAAGCAGCACUUACAUGCCCAGCUCAGUAAACAAAGGCCAGUCAUCCUUGAUCCAGCGGAUCCAACUGCAAACAUCGGAGAGGGAAAACGCUGGGAUCUGCUUGCAAAAGAGGCAACGUAUUCUGCUUCCCUGAGAUGCUGUCAGAACCCAGAUGGUUCUCUUGUUAAACCCUGGGUUGUGCCGGUUUCGCCGCCGGGGAAGCGCGGCGCGGGGCAGUUCUGUUUUCCUGCGAUGCUCCGCCCGCCGGACGCUGGAAAGCCGGGUGGACCGUAUAAAAGGAGGCGGACGGCGCCGGCGCAGCCAGUGCUUCUUUUGGGCGGAGCUGGGCGGCUCGAGGGACCGGCGGCCGGAGAUGCUUUCCAGGCGCUGCAACUGACCGUGAAACUCCUGACAGGCGAGCUUCACUCCGUGACUUCCUCAGCCUGCGCGACCGUCUGGGAUUUCAAAAUCCGGGUGAGGCACACGACUGCGGUGCCGCCCUACCAGCAGAAGCUGGCUUGCCAGAAGACCCACCUUGAGCUCCGGGAUACUGCCCAGCUCUCCGAGUACGGGCUGCAGACGGGAGACACCCUCCUGCUCAUCGUGAAGAACGAGGAGUCCAUCCCCAUCUUCCUGAGGAACCCCAACAGCAGAACCAGCACUUACCACGUCCUGCCUUCUGAUGCGGUGUUGCAGUUCCGAGCCCGAAUUCAACAGCAGGAGAAUGCCCAAGAGUUCUGGCUUUCGUACGAAGGGCAAACGUUGGAGGAUGGCCGCAAACUCUGCGAUUACAACAUUGCCCCGCAUGGCACCGUUUUUCUGAAUCCGCGCUUACGGGGUGGGGCGCCGAGCCUCUGUGGAUAGUUGCCCCCCCCCCCCGCCCCAUCACUGGUGGUGCUUCACAGCUGCUGGCUCUCACCCUCUGCUCCCCUCUCCUCUCUGCCACUGCCAAGCAGCCUCCCUUGCUCAGGGCUCAGUCCCUGGUAAUGACAGAAAUGACCCCGAUCUUGACCUGGUUUGGAUAUUGCUUAUAAGGACAUUCCAGCUUUUGUCUCUCUCCCCCCACCCCACCCCCACUACUUCUUUGGUCAGCCAUGUCAAGUGUUAACUUCAAAAUAUACAAGCCUGCUGCAGGUGGCUUCAGGAAUUCUGUAAUGUCAAUGCCUGGUGGGAUUGAAUUUGCCUGCCCCCCCCCCCCCAGCCCAAUUUCUUUUUGUGUCAGCCCAAGGGCAAGGAGUGACCCUGUUCCUGCAUCCUAC
This is a messenger RNA of Candoia aspera, 2323 nucleotides long. RefSeq names its product 2'-5'-oligoadenylate synthase 3-like. The transcript is spliced from 9 exons. Gene Ontology annotation, cellular component: nucleoplasm; membrane; cytosol. Gene Ontology annotation, molecular function: 2'-5'-oligoadenylate synthetase activity; protein binding; double-stranded RNA binding. The record is from RefSeq and is a predicted model, not a curated record. The coding region runs from base 24 to 1928 and encodes 634 amino acids. NCBI's taxonomy places the organism in Eukaryota, Metazoa, Chordata, Lepidosauria, Squamata, Candoiidae. Gene Ontology annotation, biological process: defense response to virus; regulation of ribonuclease activity; negative regulation of viral genome replication.